UUAGUUUGUAAUUACAGGAGAUAAUCUGGUGACUGAACUCCGACCACUAGGUUAUUGUACACUUUCAAUCAUCUUUCUGUUCAAUUUCUUCUAUUCUCUUUCGAUUUCACGCAUUCUGUGUUUAAGAAAUAACAAUGGGAAUGUGGAAAACGGUUGAAAGCUUCAGAAUGGGUCUCGAUCUUCCUGAUCUAAACGAAAUUUACAUACCUCGGAGAAGGAGGGGAUCUUCCGGCGCCGGAAAGAAAGAACAACCCAAGACUGAGACCGAACUCCCCUUGACUGUGUUGGAGGCUGCAGCUAUUCUAAUAGAGAUGGCAAACUUUGUUUCUGAUGUUGAACCGCAAAAUAUUAACACCCACAAAAGAAAGAAGCCUCCGACGCCAACGCCGACGACUAUGACUAAGAAACAGAGGAAGAAGAAGGCAAAACAGAGCAAGUAUCCGUGGAUUACUGAGAUGCCGGUGGCGAUGAGAGAUCGGAUUGUUGAAAUGGGUGGCUACGGAAUUAAUCUGGUGAUUCAGAAACAACUCCAAGAUACGGAUUUAAACAAGAAUCAAGGGCGUUUAUCCCUCCCAGCAGAGAAACUGUUGUUUGAUUUUACAACAGAGGAUGAGAAGAUAUUGCUGAGCCAACGAGAAAACAAAAAGAAAAAAGGGAUGAAUGUAUUGAUAAUGGAUGAUGUUUUAGAAGAAAGAAGGAUUUGUUUGAAGAUGUGGAAGAUUGGAAGUGGGGAUGUCUACUGUUUGAUGACACAGUGGAAUUCGUUUGUGGAAGAAACGGGAUUGAAAAGUGGCGAACAUAUUCAAAUUUGGUGUUUUAGAAAAGAUGAUGAAUUUGAGGCUUCUCGUCUUUGCUUUGCCAUGGUUAAGUUGAACUAAUUAGCAACUUGCUAAUUUUGUAGCUAAUUUUCGAUGUAACAAAGACUUUGAAUUGAAGCCAUAUUUGGAAUGAAAUUUUGGAUCGAAAUUCCUCCUACGUUUUGAGUAAAAUUGAAAAUAAAGAAUAAUAAAAGGGAAACAAAAAAAGAACCAAAGGGCUGUGAAUAAAAGAAUGGGGAGAAGGAAGAAAAAGCGAAUA
This is a messenger RNA of Benincasa hispida (wax gourd), 1077 nucleotides long. Its product is annotated as putative B3 domain-containing protein At2g27410. Lineage: Eukaryota; Viridiplantae; Streptophyta; Magnoliopsida; Cucurbitales; Cucurbitaceae. Gene Ontology annotation, molecular function: DNA binding. The record is from RefSeq and is a predicted model, not a curated record.